AAUAAAAAUAAUAAUAAUAAUAAUAAUAAUAAUAAUAAUAAUAAUAAUAAUAAAGAUAAUAAUAGUAAUGAUAAUAAUAAUAAUAAUAACAAUUAUAAUGAUGAUAAUAAUGAUAAUAAUAAUAAUAAUGAUAAUAAUAAUAAUAAUAAUAAUAAUAAUAAUAAUAAUAAUAAUAAUAAUAAUAAUAAUAAUAAUAAUAAUAAUAAUAAUAAUAAUAAUAAUAAUAAUAAUAAUAAUAAUAAUAAUAAUAAUGAUAAUGAUAACAAGAACGAUAAUAAUAAUGAUAAUAAUAAUGAUAAUAAUAAUAAUAAUAAUAAUAAUAAUAAUAAUAAUAAUAAUAAUAAUAACAACAAUAAUAAUAAUAUUAAUAAUAAUAAUAAUGAUAACAACAACGAUAAUAAUAAUGAUAAUAAUAAUAAUGAUAAUAAUAAUAAUAAUAAUAAUAAUAAUAAUAAUAAUAAUAAUAAUAAUAAUAAUAAUAAUAAUGAUAAUAAUAAUGAUAAUGAUAAUAAUAAUAAUAAUAAUAAUAAUAAUAAUAAUAAUAAUAAUAAUAAUAAUAAUAAUAAUAAUAAUAAUAAUAAUAAUAAUAAUAAUAAUAAAAAUAAUAAUAAUAAUAAUGAUAAUAAUAAUAAUAAUAAUAAUAACAAUGAUAAUGAUAACAACCAAAAUAAUAUAAGCAUUGUUUGUGUUCCCUUCAGUACAACAAGGCGGCGGAGGGCGGCGACUGGGGUCUUCUGGCCAGGGUUGACUGAGUCCCGAGAAACCCAGCAGCGUGUGCGGGAGGACGAACCCAUCCAUCACGCUGCGGCAGCGGGGUGCCGAGCUGACGGAAAACGCGAUUAUGAUCACACAGUACACUGCCUGCUUGUGAUUGUACUAUGGUUUUGGGACUUAGACAAUAUUGGCACUUAUAAUCUGUCGAGCCGAGGCAAACCCCCCUCACGUCCGGCUAGCCAUUCUCUGCGCAUGCGCUGCAAACUCGUACAAGUAGACCAACAAGCCAACAUUAUAGAGAAGCAGCAGCAGUUCAUGGAAAUGAUUGACAGGAAGGAGAGGGAGAAGAACCUUGUCGUCCUGGGUCUGCCUGAUGAGAUUAAGAGUCUACAAGGUGUCAGUGAAGAUGCUGAUAAUAUCAAGAAAGUCUGGGAGAAGAUAGGAGCCGACUGGGAUCAGGUCGAGUCGUAUCGGAGGCUGGGAGUCAGAGGAAACCGCCCGCGACCCAUGCUGAUUACUAUGACGACAAGAGAUGCCAAGGAUAGCGCACUGAACACAAAGGCCCUGAAGACUGCUGGAGAAAGCUUCAACAGAGUGUAUGUUAAGAAGGAUGUCCACCCAAGUGUCAGAGCAGAAUGGAAACGUUUACGCGAUGCCGAGGAAAAAGAAAAGCAGCGACCAGAAAACGCAGGAUGUGAAAUUCGUCUGAACACUCGGGAAAAGAAACUCUACCGCGACAACGUUGUUAUCGAUACGUGGAGGCCGAAGUUUUUCCAAUUAAAACAAUGGUUCACACCAUAUCGAGAACAAGCCGGGGCUCAAGAGAUACGAGGAUGCGUGGAGCAUAUUGUGACUCUUCGCAUCCUGUGUGAUCUCGCAAGGCGAAAAAAGUAUAAAUUUUAUGUGACUUUCGUGAAUUUUUCCCAAGCAUACGACCUCGUGCCUCGCCAAAAAAAUAAUGACAUUCCUUUCUUUGUGAAAAGACGUUUGUUAGACGCGGCGCUCAUGUCAGCAUUGCUAUAUGGCUGCGAGUCUUGGCUGACUGCCGACCUUAAACCUAUAACGAGCCUUUAUAACCGCUGUAUGAAAGAGCUCCUGAUUGUUAGAAGAUCUACUUGCAACGAAGUCUACUAUAUAGAGGAUGGGUACCCAUCUCUUCGACAAUGUGUAAAGAAUAAACAACACAAAUUUUUCCGGAAGAUGUGGCAACAAAGAUCCGAUAUGGUAGACGACCCUCUCAUAUUUGUCAGAGAGAGAGAGAGAGAGAGAGAGAGAGAGAGAGAGAGAGAGAGAGAGAGAGAGAGAGAGAGAGAGAGAGAGAGAGAGAGAGAGAGAGAGAGAGAGAGAGAGAGAGAGAGAGAGAGAGAGAGAGAGAGAGAGAGAGAGAGAGAGAGAGAGAGAGAGAGAGAGAGAGAGAGAGAGAGAGAGAGAGAGAGAGAGAGAGAGAGAGAGAGAGAGAGAGAGAGAGAGAGAGAGAGAGAGAGAGAGAGAGAGAGAGAGAGAGAGAGAGAGAGAGAGAGAGAGAGAGAGAGAGAGAGAGAGAGAGAGAGAGAGAGAGAGAGAGAGAGAGAGAGAGAGAGAGAGAGAGAGAGAGAGAGAGAGAGAGAGAGAGAGAGAGAGAGAGAGAGAGAGAGAGAGAGAGAGAGAGAGAGAGAGAGAGAGAGAGAGAGAGAGAGAGAGAGAGAGAGAGAGAGAGAGAGAGAGAGAGAGAGAGAGAGAGAGAGAGAGAGAGAGAGAGAGAGAGAGAGAGAGAGAGAGAGAGAGAGAGAGAGAGAGAGAGAGAGAGAGAGAGAGAGAGAGAGAGAGAGAGAGAGAGAGAGAGAGAGAGAGAGAGAGAGAGAGAGAGAGAGAGAGAGAGAGUAA
Messenger RNA from Portunus trituberculatus (swimming crab), 2577 nucleotides. RefSeq names its product transcriptional regulatory protein UME6-like. Gene Ontology annotation, cellular component: microtubule cytoskeleton. Lineage: Eukaryota; Metazoa; Arthropoda; Malacostraca; Decapoda; Portunidae. The record is from RefSeq and is a predicted model, not a curated record. Gene Ontology annotation, biological process: microtubule cytoskeleton organization.